AUGCAUCAUCUUCCCAACCCUAAAAGUUGUCUAACCGACGGAAACUUGAGAGUGGGGGUGAGUAUAACGUUAAGGGAAACUCGGGAGACAGGAUUUGUCCUACCCGAACGUCUUACCCGACAGUUAUCAUGAAGGAAUAUCCUCCCGAGUGAUUGCUAUGCCUCAUGGCUGCAUCUCAGCAUGAAUCUGCACCGCACUCUUUGCGAAAUACAACCUCUGUGAUUCUGCUUGCUAGUUUCUUUGUUUUGGUUUUGUACUUUCUAUUUAAACAUACGAGGAUCGAUUUUACUGAAUCCAUUGCGCCUGGUAUCACAUAUCGGUCUCUUCUCUCCAGACACAGUUUCUCAAGUCAGGUUUGGGUGUAAGUUAAAUCGAGACUUGACGAGAAGUGACUUCUAAGGAGGAAUUUGGCCCGCUAAUUGAUUGUCUCUAGGAUGCGUACUACGAUCCGUACAAUCCUUUCAUGAAUAUCAUAUUUCCAGUCUUUGGCAACACCGAAGAGAGUUAUCAAUCCGGUGUUGCCCGAAUCCAAAAAUCGUCUGUGGAAAGCACAACUCGAAGAGUCUUCUUUAGCCAUUGGGUCUAUGUGGCAGAUGGUAACGGAAAGGUCCCCAGCAAUGCGCAUUGGGAGUUUCAUAAAUAGUCGCUUUUAGUCAAUGGAGCUCCCAUUUUGUAGGCUGUUGGCAUCGGAAAGGUGGAGGAAGAGAAUUUGCGAGUAGGACUGUGAACGAAAUUUACAAUCUGACAGCAAAACAUUUGGUAAGACCAUAUACUUGUAAGUCACUCAAGAAGAGACAUCAUCUCACCGUCGUCAGCUCAUGAGAUUAUAGAGGUUGACAUGACUUUUACCUACCGAAAGGAGAGGCGCAAGGGUCACGGUGGCAUGCUUAUGAAGUGUGGAAUGGGCAAGGCAGCCGAAGUGGGCGUAGGAUUUAAAGUUGAAUCGAGCAAUCAAGGUUAUGGACUUUACAAGAAAUUUGGACUCGGAUCGAUACAGAAGAUCGCGGUUGAUACUGCGGUUGAUAACCCUAGCAACACUUGGAAGAGACUUUAAUCUGAUUUUGGCGAUACUCUGAUUUGGUGGGUGAGAGAGCACUUGAAGAAAUGUACAAAGAGGGCAAAACUGUACUUCCAUGGGAGGCAAGAGUCGACUUUCAUGGUCUUUCUUUUGCUAUCCACAGUGAGGUUAGGGAAAAUGAUAGCAUGU
Molecule: messenger RNA, 1207 nt
Organism: Sclerotinia trifoliorum
Lineage: Eukaryota; Fungi; Ascomycota; Leotiomycetes; Helotiales; Sclerotiniaceae
Source: the annotation of a GenBank genome assembly